Molecule: messenger RNA, 20725 nt
Organism: Porites evermanni
Lineage: Eukaryota; Metazoa; Cnidaria; Anthozoa; Scleractinia; Poritidae
Source: the annotation of a GenBank genome assembly
UCAAAUCUCUCCAGAUUUCCACCUCACUGACAUGUCAUUAUUUGUCUAUCGUUGCGGAAGUUGAGGCGUUGAUGUAAAGGAUCGGAAUACCCUGCCUUUUUUCGAGGAUUUUUUAGUUCUGACCUUUUCUUUGGCCCUUGUUUGGAGAGCAACACCAGCAGACGGGCGACGUUUUCGCCCUCAAUUGUGUUUCGCUUGCCAUGAGUAGCACGGCUCUCCGUGAGCGCGUUCGUAAGUCACUUUCUAAAUCCAUCAAGGGAAAUGCUUGCAAAUUCCGAUUUACGAUCACUUAUGAGUACGUGGACCUAAAAUGCAAUAAUAGAUGGUAAGUUAAGGGUUUUGUUUCUAAAAGAACGAGUUAUUUGUGACUGAGGUGGCUCUUUAUUAGAACGUCAAUGUCUGAGAGGAAGUUAACUACAUGUAGACACAGAACAUGACAGAAGCCUUUGCUUGUUCUUGAUUGUUGUACGUGAUUGUGACGAUUCUUCUAUAUUGAACAUAUUAAGAGAGAGCUCUCUAGACAACAAACACGGUACAAACAACUUUAAAAAUUUUGUUUAGCAUCAAUAUCAGGUAUUUUUCUCUUACGUUCGCUGUUUCCUCGUAUAACUAGCGACGCCUAGUAAUAGUGCAAUUUUAGUGUGAUUGUUUAACAAGUAAUUUAAUUAUUGAUUAUUUAGUUAUUCCUUUAUUUACAUUAAUGAUAUUGUAAUGAAUGCUCUAGCUCUACUACCAAAUUUAAACCUAAAAUUCGAAAGCGUAAUAGCCUAGCUUAAAGAGCUUAUAUUUCCUGUAGAUUCAUGUCGAAUUCUUCGCAUGUUUUCAAUUUGAUCAUUCCAUCAUCUGGCUGCCCCCAUCCAUUCUCGCUCCUUCGACUUUUUCCUGUUUCCUUUUCAUGGUGACAGAUAUUAGACCCAGCUUGCCUUUUUUUGGAAAACAGUUUUCCAAUCGAAUCCCUUCUAUAUUCGUUAGCUAGAACUAGUGUGGCAGUUCUUUCCUUCCUCACUGCUUUUUUAGUGUUGUCACGCAAGGUACAUAUAUUGCGUGACGACACUAAAAAGAUAUGAUUUGGGAGAACAGAAUUUUAUAAAAGGUUCAUUAUAUGGUUUAGCCCAGAAUUAAAUAAGUGCAAAUGCACUUUCAGUUGGUCAGAAACAUCCCCCAAAAAAGUUUCCCCAGUUUUAUUUUGUCCUGUUUUUGUCUAUCCCUGAUUCCCUAAUCAGCCCCAUGCAUGCAGCUCUAUGCCCUGGAUAAACCACUAUGUACCGGUAACCAAUGGAUAAGUAUUGUGGAAAGCGGUAAAUUAAGUUAUUAGGUAAAAAUUUAUUUGGAGUCGAUAAGAAGAUAAGAAAAAGAGGAAGACAAACUGGAGCACAAAUACACACAUUCAUAUAACUUUAUUUAAACUCGGAUUUAGAAUAGCUCGAGAGAGCUAGUAUCUCUAAGUAUAAUAAACCAACCCAAAAUACACUAACCCAUGACCUGGCCAGUACCUCAUGCAUGCGCACAGCCAUAUCACCGGGCAGUGGUGGUCAUGGACAGCUGUUUUACCCUUGGUGUGUGUUUUCCCUUCUUACAAUUUGUCUUAAUUUUGAUUUACUGGCACACAGAGCAGCAUAAAUGCUGAUCUGCCGUCCCCGUGCAUGCCAUGGGAGAACUGCCGCGCAGUUCCCAGCCAACAGCUCCCACAUGUGUUGUGUGAAGCUGGCACUUAAAAGAGUACUAUUGCACUUACCUUGGCAGUAAAGGGCCUAUGAUACACACUGUUUUGUCUGUUCAUGGGUCCGAUGGUUAUGCCAUGCUUAUGAACCCCAACAAGUGUGAAACAGCCUUUUGCUUACGGUAAUGUUAGGGAAACUUCAGACUCUGCACAGUACAACAUCAUCAAAAUGUUUUUAACAGUUUGUCAUCCGUAGGCUUAGAAGCUUUUACUUGUACUGAUUAAGUACCUACAAUGCCUAUUCUCUUUCAAGUGCAUUUGUGGGGGUUGGGGGGGGGGGGGGGGGGGGGUUUUUUUCGAAAAAGCUAUACGUAUUAACUGCUUUAAAGGUCGGGUCUUGGUGGGCAAUAAAAUGGGGAUUUUACCCUUUUUGGGAUUUUUUCAAAAACAAAUGGAAAAUUUUCUUUACCCUUUUGCCUUGUUUAAAAACCCCAAAACGUGUAAAACUGCUUUUUGCUUAGGGUAAUGUUAGGGAACCUUCAGCCUCUCCAAAGAAAAAAAUUAUAAAAUUUUUUUUAAUGGUUGUCCAUCCGGAGGUUAAGAAGUUUUUUUUUUUACUUAUUAAGUACCUAAAAUCCUUUUUUUUUUUCAGGUGGUUUGGGGGGGGUGGGGGGGGGGGGUGGGGGGUAUAUUUCGACAAAGCUAUACGUAUUAACUGCUGUAAAUGUACUGUCUUUGAUGGCCAUAAAAUGUGGAUGUUAGCCCUUUUGGGACUUUUUACAAAACACAAUGACAGAUUUCCUUAACCUUUCAUAUACUUCAACCCAAGGCUGUGCUCUAAGGAAAAUUGUAGGGAGCCCAGUUCUCUGUACCUGUAAAAUCUGGGAUGCCUAGCGUAUGAUAUGUGUGAAAGAAGAAAGAUUUUCUAGUCGCCCCAAGAGCAAAACUUAGGAGCCAGGGGCCAGCAGGCUCUGCUAGAGCACAGCCUUGCCUCAACCCAUGAAUUCCCUACCCAUACUUUGAUAUACCCGAAGUCUGACAAAGGUGCUUACCUUUCUGGGCAGACCCUCAACCAUAUAGGCCGUCAUAGAAACUGCACCCUCCACUUGGGGUUGAUUUUAAUUUGAAUAAAUAUUCAGAUAUUUUAAUUUUUCAAAAUGCUUCUUGAUCCAGUUAAUAUUAUGUUUUAUGAUUUAUAACACAAUUUGAUACAAUCAAAACUCGAAAUUUACUGACCUACGAUAAUAACACGCGGAAUGAACACAAGACACGUUUGGGCGUAAAAAUUUGUUUAUUGAUUCACCAGUAUUGUUUGCACCCCCAGGGAGGAAGGGAGGGAAUUCAAACGAUAUGAACAGUACAUGAUAGCACAAACAAGGUUAGCUGCAUCGUGUGGGAUGCGAACAUGGUACCCCGAUAGAUUGUACAUAGCUAAUCUACUGUCCAUAAUUAAUCUCUACUAGGCAACCAACUUGUUUGAGUAUUGUUUGGUUCCGAGGCCACCGAUCUAAAGUAUCUGAGAAGGUAACUGCAACUUUUAUCUUGUUCAUCUAUUUUAUAUUGAAGUCAACAUUACUUAAUAUCUAUGAAAUAUUCUAAAUAUACUGUGUUAAAACAUGGAACCAGUAUUAAAACAAGGAUGAUAUUUUAGCUCCAAUCCAAUAUUUUAGCAUAAUUUAUUAAAAGAGACAGUUCCAAUCUUUGUCAUUGAAAAAAUGUAUUUUGUUUUAAACUGUUUUGGUGUUAAUGGUGUUUCCUGUAAAUGUCAUUGUUGGUGACACUGCAUAAUUGAUAGAAAUAAAAAAAACAAUUUCAUUUCAACUUUUUUCUUCAUUUCCCUUCUUAUUCAGUUGAGUUACUGGUAGUGGCCCCUGAGUGUCUUUCAUUGUUCCACCCUUUGCAGGGAGCAAGGGUGGUGCACCAUGGUGAAAGCACUGGUCUCGCACCUAGUGACAACAUACAUAUACGGUGUAUUUGGGUUGACUUUGUUGUUGGUUCUCUCCCUUGCUCUGAGCGGUUUUUCUCCAGGCACUCCAGCUUUCCCCUCUCCUGAAAAGCCACCACUUCCAAAUUCUGAAUUUAUGCACAUUUACACAAGUUUUUGAGAAAGCCUAAGUGCUCAAUGUACGUAAAAAAAAUUCAGUUCACAGUUUACAAUUUUACAAAAUUGUCCUUGUGAUGAUUAAUUUUCAUAGCCGACAUCAAAAGUGUCAAUAGUGGAUGAAAAGACAGGAGUAGUCAGCUAUGCUGCCAACUGGUUCCCACCCAACUCUGUGGAGUUGGUUGUUACACUUUAUAAGGUACAACUUUAAGCUUUUAAUUUUUGUUUCCUUCUUUUUCCUCGCACCUUUACAUAAUUAUGUAAUACACUACAGUAAAAGUCUGUCCUGCACCCAAGGGCAUUUCACUACCCAAACAGGGCAUGCUCAAAAUAACACUUAAUUUAUAAAUUUCCUUUUGUAAAAUUCUGAAAAACAAAACACUACCACAAAGUACUGCCGAAGAGGUUGCCCGAUGUUUUGUACACAUUACAGUUUAGAAGGAUUUGUAUGGAGUCAUCAGAGCAUUUUAUAACUGGGCCAAUAUAUAUAUCUCAGAGACAUUUUGCCCCAAAAUGCUUAUUUUUGGUAAGUAGGCAUCUUGCAUGUUGUUCUUUCAGAAUAUCUUGACAAAUCCCAUAUAAUUUCACAAAUUUAAUUUUUAGACGUCUGCAUCACUUUAGAACCUCUUGAUACACUCAAGAGAAACGGCCAUGCACUUAACACUUAAUUAGCAGUGUUCUUAUUUAGUCUUGUACGUAUAUAAGUAGCACUUAACAUGGACCUAGAACAAAUACUGACAAAAAAAUUUAUUGUCUAUAUUUCACAAGUUAAUAUUUUUGUUAGAUGUGCACAUACCGGUAAUUUGAUAUGAAUGAGAAUCUUUGCAUCAUGUAUGCUGGUAGAUCAUCAUGCCCGUCUAAUGAAUGUAGAUACAACAGACUAUACCAGGAAAAAUUAAUUCUGAGUCUUGAUGUGAAUUUCUUUUUUUUUAACAGGACUUUACCGGUAUCAUGUUCAAAAAGAAGGACUACAUGUUUGUCCUUGAAAAUGUAAGUCAUCCUCCCCACAUAGAUAGAGUGUUCUCUAACAACACACUCAGUUGUGGCCUCUGAUGUCAGGAUGCAAUGGCAACAAGGAGGUCAAAAAAGCAGUAGGGUCAGAUUAACAAAACAAUAAUUUUGCACAUGCAGUACGCUUUUUGGGCCUUGCAGGGAGGUGGGAUGUGUAAGCAUAUCGCAGCUUAAAAGUCUCAGUUAAUUGGUCUUUCAUGAAAUUUAAUCAUUGAUCAGAAGCUAAAAGUGGUUCUAAUUCUUUUCCAAAUUCUUUCACACCUCUACUUGGAAAAAGAAAAAUUCAACCACUAACUGUUAAUUAAAAUUUCAAACAUAACAUUUUCAGUGCCUUGUUUUAGAAGUAAGUAAAUUAAGGAGGGGGGGGGGGGGGGAAUAUACACUAUAAGAUUUUGUGUUAUUAAUAUAUAUUAAUCAUAAAAAGUGAAAAAUGGUUUUUUCUUUUUUUAUACAAAUUUUCUCCAUACUCUAAUAAAAAAAAAAAAACUACCACCUAAAUUUAGUAAAAAAUAUAAAAAAAAAUUGUUUGUCUUUGUUUUUUUAAAUGAAAGUUAAAAAGAAGGGGGGGGGGGGGGGGGGUGAAACUGAGUUUUCACAUAGCAGUAGAGGUCAGAUGAGUGAAGUCCUAUAGUUUUCUUAGUGCAAGAUAGCUGGUCAUGCAGCUUACAUGUACUACUGUAACGUUUUCUCUAGCACUACAUGUACUUUGGUGUAGACUUCUGUUUACUGAAAACCAGCUCCUAGCAGCUUACUGGCUAUGUACUGUGAGAAAAAGGAGUAGAAGGGGUUGAGGGAGUGGUGUGCAAGCUCCUGAUACUAGAUAUAGCUUUUGGUGUGUAGACUUGUCUAUGAGUUUGACUUCAUAGAAAUCUAUUAUGUUUCAUAGGUUACUCCUGAUGCAAGAAAGAAGCUUGCUUUAUUUCCGUGUAACAUGGCAGAAUAUGCUUCAGCUCAGAGUGAAGUGUAAGAUAAUUACUUGUCUUAAAUGCUUGAAUUAUGCCCAUCUUCAAAUAAACACCCCUUUAUGUCCAAAAUGUAGGAAGUAAAGACCCCUUCCUAAUAUAUAAUAAAAUUGCUCCUCCUUCCCUAAGCUGAAAGAGUGAAUAAGGGUACUUACUGUUAAGCCUCCUUUAGAUUGGCGGUUGAUUAUACUGCACAGAUUUUACACAAAAAUGCAAACAAAUACAAGGCAAUGAUUUUGUUCUCAGCAAACUUUUGCUUAGUAAUACAUUUUUUUAAUUCAUCCUCAUACAUUUAUCAUAUCCUUACCAUCUUCUAUUCAACCUAUUAAAAUGAUCUCAAAAUUUUACUGAAAGAAUGUAAUUUAGCUUAUGCAGACCUUUUGCCAGUCAUUAUAUUGAUGGCUGCUAUUUUCUUAAAUAUUGCUUGUGAACAGCUGAAAAUCGCAAGAUAUUAACCAGCCAUUUUGAGUUUCGAAAGUAAAUUGUAAAUUUGUCUUUACACCUUCUAUGGGUUAACUUGUAUGCUAGAAUGGAAAAGCAAACAUGGGAACAUCAUGUCAACGGCAAAUAUUAAUUUGCUUAAACAAGUCUUUAAGGUUUUUAACAAUAUGACAGUGGCCAUUGAUGACAGUCAAGAUCUUUGCAAAGUUUAAUUAGUAAAGCAGUGAAAAUCAAAUAAAUCUGAGUAAAUCUCCCUUAGACACAUUUGUAAUUCGUUUUUUCACUUGACCCCUUUAAUAGCAAUACCUAUCGCAAUGAUGUGUUAAAUCGGUUAUCAUUAUUAUUAUCAGUACUGUAUUAUUUUAUAAUAUAAUUCUUCUAUAAUUUUCUUCUUCUACUUCUUAUUAUUGUCAUAAAGAUCUUGUCUUAUAUUUGGUUUUAUAUUGUCUAUGUAGAUUUGACUUAGAAAUGGAAUUUAAAGCUCUCUCGAAGAAAAUUUCCUCAGCAAGGCUGGGAGCAAAAGUGAAGUGUGAAUUCAUAAAGGAAGGAAAAGUGGAGUAUGUAGAUUGAUACAAAAAUAAAUAAUGGCGCUUGUGCAAUUUAACAAAUUGAUUCAACUUUUUCGUGUGCCCUUUUAGAUUAAACAUGACAUCAAAAUUAUAUUAAGAUCGACCAAAGUAGUUGGUCACUAAUGUUCUUAUCACAUUUUUUCAUGUACGUUUUCAGUGAUCCGAGUAGUCACACUGCAUUUCAUGCUCGCAAAAUGAAAUUAUUUGCUGUCAAAGAUGAUCUUUUCCGUGGAAAAAGCGAUAGUGCAGAUCGACCAUGUUUUUUCGUUCAUGUUUUGUACAUUCUUUUUGUUUUUUUUUUUUAUCUUGAACUUGCGUGAAAAUUUGUGUAUUAGACUCUUGCAAGCGAUCAGGUUUCAGCGGGAUCUCCGCUCUUAGGUUUGGCUUUUUUGGCUUGCUUUGUGACCUUAGUUUUACAAUACCUUUCAUUUCAGGGGAGUGUUUUAAACAUUUUGCUACAAAAGAACAUUUUUGAGAAGUACAAUCGACAAAUGUUUAGAGUGUAGCGUUGCGUCUUUUUGUCGUCCUGUCCCGAUGUUAUAUGAUAUAUAAUAUGCCUGGCAUUGGCAGAAAUUGCACAAAAGUAACUAAGGCUAGGGCCAAACGUCGAAUUUUUCAUGCAACAAAUCAAACUGAGUGAGUUAACUUCUUGUAAAUUCAUGAUAAGUUCGACGUUUGUCUCAGAUUAAGUUCGUUUUACUGAGUUUGCAUCGACAAACGCGUUCUAUCAGUCCAAUCAGACGGAUAGAUAGUGUAAAGGUGCCCCUUUUGAAGCAAUAGCAGAUAUAUAUAAUGAGCUGUUCGUCGAGAAAACGGUGAUUUUGCACAUAGCGGGAUUCCACCGUACGACCGUAAACUUUUUCGCGUCAUAUCUUUUUCUUUACUUAAAUCUACGCUUCAUCCAGCAAAGGCCUUAACUAAAUGAAGGUCGACCCAAAUGGCAAUUUGGCUCGUCCCACUGCAUGAAAAGUUCGACGUUCGGCCUAACAUUUCACUUGAUUAUGCACGCCGUUUUUUUUCUGUUUUCUACAUCUUAUUAACUACUAGACUUUUAUGUACUAUUUAGAAGAAUUUUUCUGAUCCUACUGUUCGAUAUUUUCUACCAAAGUGAGGAUGAUAUGCAGAGUAACUUCAGCCAUCUCAGUGAAGCUGAGUUCACAUCAAGACUUUCUGAACUGGCAGAAUACAGUGACGAGGAGGAGGAGGAGAACGAAGAAGAGAAGAAGGAAAACAGCUCAAAUAAACUUGCAGAUCGUUCAAAACAGUAAGUGUGUUGAGGGACUACUGAUAUCCAUCUCUUGCCUUUUUUGUAUGGAUAUUUCUCUACACACCACCCUAAGUGAUACGCUUAUAGCCAGAAAUAUUGGCCUUUCGUCCCAAACGCCCUAAGUGAGACCAAAAUUUGCAAUUUACACCCCUAAGUGAGUCGACGAGUUCCCAACACUUUCAGAUUGAAAUCCCCCUCCCCCAGGCCCCCGUCCCUCUGUCUGUCCUAUUCUCCCUCCGUGUGUCCGUCUUACCAGUCAAUCAUCAAUCAAUCGAUCAAUCAGUCAAUCAAAACAUCCAACUUGUCAGUCAGACAAUGAAUUAAUCAAUGUACAACAAUUUUUUUGUUAUACAAUUACUGGGACUUGGUCCCAAAGUUUUGUGCAGUUAAUUUGUUGAAGGAUCAUUAAGGGGACUAUAAAAUUAAAAGGAUGUUUUUCGUGUUUAUCACCUUAUUCUCUUACAGCACCUGGUCUCAGUUCAUCGAUGAAAUGAAAACGCUGGAAUAUAAAAAUCUAGUUGUGAUAGGUAAUCCUCUAGCUGAUACUCCAACUAACGACGUCAGUCAAGGUGAGACAAUAAAUAUUAAACCGUCCAUCUAACCUGGCGAUUUUGAUGAAGUUCCUUGCCAUGAACUGCUAUUUCAAGUUCAGUUCAUCCAUUAUCCAUGCGCAUUCUUGCCAUCCGUUGCAACAGAAAACAGGAAACAGUUUCAAUACCUAAAUAUGGCCUUAAAUAAUAAAAAAACUAGACCAUUUUUUUGGAAUUCAAUUAAUGCGAAAAACGUUUUAGCUUUUUGAAAAGAUAACAAAUAGCAUGACGCAGUCCCUUUAACUCGUCCAUCACUUUACCAAGGCCCUACAACCAACAAACAACAACAACCAACCAUUUUAUUUGCCAACUUAAAAAACAUUUACAAAGAAAAGAAUAGAUUAUAAAUAUAUCAGGUAAAAAACUAUCAAGCUGAAUAGUUGCAAUACUGAUUAAAUUACAUUUUAUGGGGUCGUGACACACGAAAGAUCUUGAAUUGUCUUAAAUGUAGGAGAAAAAAUAAUAGUAAUGAAAAAUAGGUGAAUUAAUUAAUUUAAUUAAAAUAACAUAAAAUACUGCAGAACAACAUAAAACAAACAAACAAACAAACAAACAAACAGAAACAAAACGGUACCAGGGAAUUAUGAAGUUUACAUUAAUAAGGGUAACUGGCAUACAUGCUAGCCAGCAUCAACAGUAAGUGUAAAAGAUCUGCCUUCAUCGUUUGCUUGAAUAAAUGCAAAGAACUACUUUUUAAAUUUUCAUCCAGAAUAUUCCAAACAGAAGAACCAGAGAAGUGUGUAUAAAAUACCGUAAUUAGUUCUGACCUGAUCAAUAUAAUAAGUUGACUUUGAUGCUAGCCUAGUACUUUACCCAUGCUUAGAUGAUAUAUUAAGUGAAAGAAUUCGUGUUUUGCAACUAGAAUUUGUUUUUGCGCGUAUGACUACAUUAGGAAAGGGAACUCAGUGUUGUGAAUUCAUACUGUGUCUGCAUACAAGUGAGGGUAUCCGCUUACGGGACGUUCGACUGUGUUAUUUAGUUAAGCCAUCAUAGGUUUGAAGCCUUACACACUAUUUUGGAAUGAUAUUAUCUCCCUUUAUUAUAGGUGAAACUGACCAAAAUGCAGACUUAGAGACAGAUUUACAGGCUCAAUCCGAUAGCUACAGCCGUAAACUCUUGGAAAGAAACAGAGAGAGAAGAAAAGUCGUCAGUGCCGCACUGGAAGAUCUAACAGAAUGUGAUGAAGAAGAGGAGCAGAACCCGUCUCUAAACCUAUCCACUUCGCCAGUGUCUCCGUUAAGUUCUUUCAAAAACAAGUUUUCGUUUAAAGGAAGAAGUAAGGUAAGGAGCGACGCGCCUUUAACUCUUUAAGCAGUAAUAUCAACAAGUAUAUUCUCCACAAUGUUUUCCGUUUAUUUUUUUUACUACCAAUCACGGGAAUUUAAGUUAAUUUUCUUCAUUUUCUUUACUCUCGAGAUUAACAUGUACAUGUUGAGUAAAAAGUGCUGUUGUAAGAAGAAAUAAGGUUCUCACAUUGCUCGCUAUUAAGGGGCGUAAAAAUAUUCCACGAUUAUUUCUGUUAAGUCAACGUAGAGGUUUGUGACAGGCUGCAUAAGCGACUGUCACGAUGUUUGUUGCCCGCAAUUAUGAGUUACUUCCGCAACAUAAUAUCGAUCUGCUGAAAUACAAUUAUAUUACUCCCAUCCUCUAUAUGGUUUCUCAUGCAUGUAUUUUUCGUGCUCCUUUUUCUUCUUCAGUCCAAGUCCGAAGAUAUCCCCGGAGAUAUCCAGGUAUUUACUACGGAUACUCUGUUGUUAACCCGUAUUAAAAUCAGUCAAGAAACCCUGGAUGGAACUCCGAUACAAGGACGUUUAUCCUCUCUUUUUGCCAAAUUUAAUUUUUAAUUUGUUUCAUGUGUACACCUGUUUAAAUGUAUCUGUUCACUGUUCCUUUAUUGUAACAACGAACGUAUUAAUAAGCAUUUAGCUAUACAGUAUACACCUCGUAGUAAUCCCUUGUUAUUUGCGGGUGGACCUGCAUUUUAUAACUGUAAAUUUCUUUGGAAUGAAUAAACAUACUAGACACGAAGCGUUUAAGAAGAAGUCCUGAAAGUACCGUCUUUUUACAGAAUGUAAUGUACUCAAACUUUGUUUCAAAUAUAAAGAUCCUUCUUGUUGUAUUGCUCCUCCCAGCGAAGUGACGACCGUGGGUUGAGAUUGUUAUUGGUUCUCUAGCUUCUUUGAUCCAAGAGGUUAAUUUCCGGGUGCUUCAGUUUUCCCUUCUCUCCAAAACUGACCCGAAAUUUGCAAAUCCUGCAAGAGUGCUCUAGAGGUUUUUCGUGCGUUUACAAAUGAUAUUUACACUUUACAGUUACAAAGAUUACACCCUAGAGAUGUGCAGUGUAUGUCGGAUGCGUACCUGCUACUCAAGACAUAGCAGCUACCGGUCAACCUGCUGUAAAAGAUGCAAAAUUCUGUUUGAUUUUGGUUUGGUUAUUUUUUAUUACAGGUAGUACCUCCGGAGAGCCCUAGAAGCCGCGUUUCAGAAUGGCUGAAGGAAAAUGUGAUGGAAGAUACUGACAGUCAAAUGAGAGCCGAGUAAGUGCAAAACUGAACGACCUCAUAUCGUGAAACUCUGUUUAGGCUUUGUAGCUGACGGUUUUACCGAAGCUCGAUCAAGGUAAAUUACCACUGAAGUUGCGUGAAGAGUCGAAUAAAGUUGUUUUUUCUCCUUUCUGAUACCCGUUCAGGUGGUUUUCCGCGAAGUUUGCAUCGUGUUCCAACAACACCGCCAAUUACACAAGUUAGAAACUUGUGGAAUCCGUUGUUUUUCUUGCUCGUGGCUGGGGUGGGGUGGGGGCGUUAGGCCAUGUCAGAGGUUUUCCGUAUGUAGCUUUAAAGCACGCUUAUAUCGAGAUCCUUUGUGUUCAUUUUCUAUUUCACGGAUUUUUGCUUGUAGAAAACUGGAGAAAGAGAACAUGGAUCUUAAGGCUUGGAACCAGAAACUCGUUACCAAAGUUACUGACCUGGAAAAUGAGAAGGCGGAGCUCCAGUCCGAACUUGAACAGAUGCAGCUACUUAACAAGUUCAAAAACACGGACUUUAUCAAAGAAAGAGAUGAAUUACAAGGGGAGAUUUCAGAGUUACAAUUACUAGUUGAAGAUUUGAAAGCACAGGUUAGAAAAACAGGCGACCGGCGAAAGUCUUCUUUGGCGUACUUUCCUGAAUUAUGGAACGAAUGCAUUAUUUAUACUACUUCGUUUAGGAGACUUAUCGUAAAUGCUCAAAUUGGCGCCUCCCUUCCGAAAAGUCCCCUCCUUUGAGUAGGCCAUCCCCCUUUAACAUUUUUCCUUACUGAAUAUACGGUGCAUGCUACGUUUAUUUUUAAUGAAUGUGGUAUAGAAUGCACAAUCACUGCAGAAUGACCAUUGGAGGACAUCAGAAUGAUAGAUGUUCAAGAAGCGCUCCCUUGACCAUAGUGCUUGAGGUUAGCGACAGGAAUGAGUUACAACAAAACGUUCAAAGCCAAGAAUGUGCACCAAACGCACCCACAAAAUUGUGUAUAUGCUAAAAGAUACGUUCUAGUUUUCCUUUUUAGUUCAGUUUACAGGUUUUUCCAAAGAAAAAAAGGCAAAUGUUACCUUCAUACUGAAAUUUUGAAGAGUGACGUAAGGGUCGCCACCUCUCCACUCAAAACAUAAAUAAAAAAAUAAAAAAACAGAAAAGCGCCCUGCCUGGGCAGUAAUUCGAGCAUUAACGUUAUUAGAGCUUAUUAGAGCCUCCCAAUCUCGUUCCCAGAGGCCGCGAUCCUUUUGUACAGCGACGGGGAUAACUUACAUCCGCUGUACAAAAGUAACGGAGGCUCUGGGGACGAGAUUGGAGCAAGAGUCAAGGGUUGCUGUAAUUGGGUCGUUCUUUUUUAUUUGGACCCGAGGACUGUUUUAAAGCACAACCGUCUGUCCUCCAUAUCUACCAUGUCAAAAUUAUGACGAUGUUUUCCGUUUAAAUUCCUGGGAUGUUUGUAGAUUGCUUGAUGUUGACGGUCUUUGUGAGUCUUUUUUAAUCAUCCUUUGAACGCCUUACAGCUCCAGCGAGCGGAAACAGAGCUGGACAACUCAAAGGAAAAGCAAAACAUUUCUUCUAGUAUUGAGGUAAGGAUGUCUUGCGUAACCAAGAGAGGAUAAAGGGGACAGAGAAGGCAUCCUCCGUACACACCCUAUUCCAAAGGUAAUUCGUCUCGAGUUAAUUUUAAGACCACAGAUCCUAAGGGGGAUUAGACAACAGCCAAUCACAUGGCGCGAAUGUGUUCCGCGUGGAUGACCCACGCUCAGAGCCACGCGUCCUUCACGAAUUGACGCUGAAAAAAAAUGGCGGAAGACGCGGAGAGCGAUCAGAUAUUGCUAUUCUUUUUGUCGACGAAAACGACUAAAGAGAGAUUUCUACUAGAGCGGUGUCAGCGAAAUGGAAAUUAAAAAGGAAUCACCCUUCCUCUCUUGUAUAGAGCUAACAGUACAGCAGGGAAAUCCUUAACACACUGAAUAUUCUCUCAGGAUCAUUAAUUUUAUAAUUUACAGUUUGAAGAGAGCAAAUUCUGGUUUGAUAUUUAUUCUUUUAUUAGUCUUUUAUUAUUCAACAAAAAUAACACUUGGCGUCCUACUUGCUUUAUUGUACAAACGACCGGUUUCUCAUUUUAUUAAAGCACUGAGGUUACGACAGCUUCGAGUUAAACUAAUUUCAUGAGUUGUCAAAGAGUCCAGCGAUUCUCUUUUCCCAAAUGAGCGCCGACUCAUUUCGCGUCAAUAUUCAGGAAUGCUCUCGAUCUCUUUACGCUUUCAUUGCCUUUCGCCCGACAUGUUUUGCACGGCGUUUAGUCAUGCGAAACCUCCACGAAACAUCCACGCAGCGCGCGAGGUAACUUUAUCCCGAUUCUAAAAAUAACUCGAGACGAAUUACCUAUGGAAUAGGGUGUGUAUCGGGGAUGCCUUCUCUGUCCCUUUUAUCCUCUCUUGGCAUAACUUAAUUUCUUGCCAAGUUGUUUGUUUUCCCCAGUUAUUGCUGUGUCGAUAACCAAUGAGUUAAGCAAUCCUUUACAUAUUUUUUUUUUGCAAGAGUUUCUGCUAUGAACUAAGACAAAAAAUACAGUGCUUUUUGUGAAAUUGUCUACCUCAACCUCGACCUCUUUCUAUCGUGUGCUGCUCACUUUUAAUGGCGGAUUCAGGUCUUUAAGUUAAUGGGAGGCCCGCUCAUCUAUUUCCUAUGAUAAGGUUGGGGGCCGUCUCCAGAAUAAUUGUUCUAAACCCUGAGUGCCUCAGUUUGGGCUAAAAAUAAGCUGGGGCCCAGGUUUUCGGGCCACUCCCCUAAAUCCGCCACCUGCGCAUGCUCCUUGGGGUGGAGUACAGGAUAGAUUUAUUCUCUCCCACAGCCCGGCUUCUCCACAUUUAUUUCUCUUUAAGGGCGUCGCCAUAUUAUCAUGAUCAGCAGCUUCUCUUCAGUUGUAUUUGCUAUAAAAUUACUUCGAUACAAUUAGGCUUAAAUACUGAAUAAUAUGAAGAUGAGGAUGUCUUAUUUUCAGUUAAACAUGGAAUUUUGGCCGAAGUAAAAUGGUACAUGUAACGUCAGCGUUCUCACGCAUUAUUCAGCCUUAUAUCAUUGCCUUGUUUACGCACCUCUGGUAACACAGACUACAGCAGUAUUAAUCUAAAUAAUCUAAGUUGAUGCUUUGGCCUAAAAUACAUAUUCUCGCUUUCUUUGUAAGCCAAGCGCUUUAAUUAAAACUCAGCUCAUGACAAAUAUAAUUGUAAGGUUUUUCUUUUUUAACGCACUGCUAAUGUUCUUAAAAUGCAGGGAGGUAAAUUGAAUGCUAAGAAAUUUGAGGUAAGAAAUGUUUUUGCAAGUGAAAUCUUUGCUACUCACGUCUUAAUAGAUAUUUAGAAAAAUACCAUGUUAUUUUAAGUGCAGGCUUACUCUCCUUUUAAGUAGGAGUACAACGUCCUUAUUUCGAUUUCCAUUUGCAUGAUAUGCCCCUUUGAUACUAACGUACCAGUGAAACGUUGGUAUUAUGUUCUGAGAUUUUGAAGGCGCCUUUAUGCCAACGUUGCAAUGGUGGGUUCGUUUUCAGACGCGCUUCAAGUAUUAUGUAAAUUGCCAAGAAGUAGCUGAAGGGCACGCAUACUUCGUGUCGAAAAUGGGACGUGGGGCUUUGCCUCCUCCUGAAUGCGAGGCUUAACCUGCCCUUUUAAAGAAUAUUGUAGUAUUUUUUGGAGAGGCCUAUCGGCCGCUAUUUAUUGGCCAUACUCUUUUCUGCAAUUCUAAUUAAAUACUUAACCGCGCAGGUCGAAAUAUCUUCCCUUUUCUGUGUUUUUUUUUUUAAUUUGAAAACUCGCGCCGCUAGUUAUUCAGUUGAAGUACUUUCUCGUGUUACCCUCGUCAAAUAAAGUUGAUUAUUAUUAUUAUUAUUAUUAUUAUUAUUGUUAUUAUUAUUAUUAUAAAUGUUUUAGAGCUUUAAGCGACAUUCAUACACGGACGUUGAAAACAAUUAAGAAGGGAAAUUAGACUCUGCCAGUAAUAUUGACGGCGGCGUUGAAGGGGCAGAGACCGGGAGGAGUAUAUAAAAGACGUUGCCUUCAAGCUGUUAACUGAUUUUUUUCUCAGCUUUGUCAAGUUAGAGGCUGGCUAUGUAAGAGAGGUGUGAAAGGACUCACUGGAAGAAGAUGGAGACGCCGCUGGUUUUCUACCGAUAAAAAUGGCAGGCUCUAUUAUUAUCAGAAAAACAACAACACAUUGCCUAGAGGGUACGUAGCUGGGUAUCCUGUGACACUUGUCUCUUGGGGAAAACUCGUCGAACAAGGUCCUUUUGCAGUCAAUCAUAAUUCUUCACUCCAUAAUUUAUAUCGAAAAUGGGUACCAAGCCUUUAGCACAAAGAUUGUUGGGAUCGUGUGUGUGGACAAUGUAAGCUAUGAUUGGUUGAUUGGUUCCCUUGGUAGCCUGCGAACAGCAGACGCAUUUCCGGUCGUCGGAAAUAGCGUCGCUAUUUUUCGGAGGGAGAGAAGCGACGACCGGAAAUGCGUCUGCUGUUCGCAUGCUAUUCCCUUGGAUACUAUCGAUUAUUCAUAACUAACGCGUGUCCAUGCAAACGAUUCUAGAAAUCGUUUCCCCGACAGCUUGUAUCCAUUCGCCCUGUAGUUUACUGGAGUGGUGAAUAGUGAGACUGUAUACAAUGGCCACAUCAUUUUCAUGGACAGAAAAUGUCAUGUUUUAAACAAACGGACAGUUCGUUCUACUGCAUACACUGUAUCUGUUGUAGACGAAAUCUAUUCUCAGGUUAAACCAAUAUUCAACCUAGUUUGAUUCAGAAUUUCCUUCGUUUGCUGAUUUGAUGAAGGGUACAAACAAAGUCCUAAUUUAAACGUAAGACGGAUUUUUUCUUACAACUUAUCUUGUGUAAUUUGUGCUAAUCGGCGCUGAGUUGCGUCUUCCGUGUGAACCCAGUUUACGCUACACUCUGUUUUACCUCCUGCAGUCUAAUACUAAAGUAUUAUUGGAUGAGGUUUUGGUGAUACGUGGAAGAUGUUAUUAUCAGCCGAAACUUAUAAUACUUACCAAUGCAUUGAUAAUUCCGCACAUUACAAUCAUCUAAUGGUUGUUUUGAUAAACACUCAUCAAAGAACGUAACGACCAUCGCUCAGUCAUAUGAAACACACUAUAUUAUUUUCCAAAAAAGAAGGUACGAAUAUGCGAUUAAAGAAAUUUUACACCGUCUAUGGAAGACUCGCCCGACAUGUUUUGCACGGCGUUUAGUCAUGCGAAACCUCCACGAAACAUCCACGCAGCGCGCGAGGUAACUUUAUCCCGAUUCUAAAAAUAACUCGAGACGAAUUACCUAUGGAAUAGGGUGUGUAUCGGGGAUGCCUUCUCUGUCCCUUUUAUCCUCUCUUGGCAUAACUUAAUUUCUUGCCAAGUUGUUUGUUUUCCCCAGUUAUUGCUGUGUCGAUAACCAAUGAGUUAAGCAAUCCUUUACAUAUUUUUUUUUUGCAAGAGUUUCUGCUAUGAACUAAGACAAAAAAUACAGUGCUUUUUGUGAAAUUGUCUACCUCAACCUCGACCUCUUUCUAUCGUGUGCUGCUCACUUUUAAUGGCGGAUUCAGGUCUUUAAGUUAAUGGGAGGCCCGCUCAUCUAUUUCCUAUGAUAAGGUUGGGGGCCGUCUCCAGAAUAAUUGUUCUAAACCCUGAGUGCCUCAGUUUGGGCUAAAAAUAAGCUGGGGCCCAGGUUUUCGGGCCACUCCCCUAAAUCCGCCACCUGCGCAUGCUCCUUGGGGUGGAGUACAGGAUAGAUUUAUUCUCUCCCACAGCCCGGCUUCUCCACAUUUAUUUCUCUUUAAGGGCGUCGCCAUAUUAUCAUGAUCAGCAGCUUCUCUUCAGUUGUAUUUGCUAUAAAAUUACUUCGAUACAAUUAGGCUUAAAUACUGAAUAAUAUGAAGAUGAGGAUGUCUUAUUUUCAGUUAAACAUGGAAUUUUGGCCGAAGUAAAAUGGUACAUGUAACGUCAGCGUUCUCACGCAUUAUUCAGCCUUAUAUCAUUGCCUUGUUUACGCACCUCUGGUAACACAGACUACAGCAAUAUUAAUCUAAAUAAUCUAAGUUGAUGCUUUGGCCUAAAAUACAUAUUCUCGCUUUCUUUGUAAGCCAAGCGCUUUAAUUAAAACUCAGCUCAUGACAAAUAUAAUUGUAAGGUUUUUCUUUUUUAACGCACUGCUAAUGUUCUUAAAAUGCAGGGAGGUAAAUUGAAUGCUAAGAAAUUUGAGGUAAGAAAUGUUUUUGCAAGUGAAAUCUUUGCUACUCACGUCUUAAUAGAUAUUUAGAAAAAUACCAUGUUAUUUUAAGUGCAGGCUUACUCUCCUUUUAAGUAGGAGUACAACGUCCUUAUUUCGAUUUCCAUUUGCAUGAUAUGCCCCUUUGAUACUAACGUACCAGUGAAACGUUGGUAUUAUGUUCUGAGAUUUUGAAGGCGCCUUUAUGCCAACGUUGCAAUGGUGGGUUCGUUUUCAGACGCGCUUCAAGUAUUAUGUAAAUUGCCAAGAAGUAGCUGAAGGGCACGCAUACUUCGUGUCGAAAAUGGGACGUGGGGCUUUGCCUCCUCCUGAAUGCGAGGCUUAACCUGCCCUUUUAAAGAAUAUUGUAGUAUUUUUUGGAGAGGCCUAUCGGCCGCUAUUUAUUGGCCAUACUCUUUUCUGCAAUUCUAAUUAAAUACUUAACCGCGCAGGUCGAAAUAUCUUCCCUUUUCUGUGUUUUUUUUUUUAAUUUGAAAACUCGCGCCGCUAGUUAUUCAGUUGAAGUACUUUCUCGUGUUACCCUCGUCAAAUAAAGUUGAUUAUUAUUAUUAUUAUUAUUAUUAUUAUUGUUAUUAUUAUUAUUAUAAAUGUUUUAGAGCUUUAAGCGACAUUCAUACACGGACGUUGAAAACAAUUAAGAAGGGAAAUUAGACUCUGCCAGUAAUAUUGACGGCGGCGUUGAAGGGGCAGAGACCGGGAGGAGUAUAUAAAAGACGUUGCCUUCAAGCUGUUAACUGAUUUUUUUCUCAGCUUUGUCAAGUUAGAGGCUGGCUAUGUAAGAGAGGUGUGAAAGGACUCACUGGAAGAAGAUGGAGACGCCGCUGGUUUUCUACCGAUAAAAAUGGCAGGCUCUAUUAUUAUCAGAAAAACAACAACACAUUGCCUAGAGGGUACGUAGCUGGGUAUCCUGUGACACUUGUCUCUUGGGGAAAACUCGUCGAACAAGGUCCUUUUGCAGUCAAUCAUAAUUCUUCACUCCAUAAUUUAUAUCGAAAAUGGGUACCAAGCCUUUAGCACAAAGAUUGUUGGGAUCGUGUGUGUGGACAAUGUAAGCUAUGAUUGGUUGAUUGGUUCCCUUGGUAGCCUGCGAACAGCAGACGCAUUUCCGGUCGUCGGAAAUAGCGUCGCUAUUUUUCGGAGGGAGAGAAGCGACGACCGGAAAUGCGUCUGCUGUUCGCAUGCUAUUCCCUUGGAUACUAUCGAUUAUUCAUAACUAACGCGUGUCCAUGCAAACGAUUCUAGAAAUCGUUUCCCCGACAGCUUGUAUCCAUUCGCCCUGUAGUUUACUGGAGUGGUGAAUAGUGAGACUGUAUACAAUGGCCACAUCAUUUUCAUGGACAGAAAAUGUCAUGUUUUAAACAAACGGACAGUUCGUUCUACUGCAUACACUGUAUCUGUUGUAGACGAAAUCUAUUCUCAGGUUAAACCAAUAUUCAACCUAGUUUGAUUCAGAAUUUCCUUCGUUUGCUGAUUUGAUGAAGGGUACAAACAAAGUCCUAAUUUAAACGUAAGACGGAUUUUUUCUUACAACUUAUCUUGUGUAAUUUGUGCUAAUCGGCGCUGAGUUGCGUCUUCCGUGUGAACCCAGUUUACGCUACACUCUGUUUUACCUCCUGCAGUCUAAUACUAAAGUAUUAUUGGAUGAGGUUUUGGUGAUACGUGGAAGAUGUUAUUAUCAGCCGAAACUUAUAAUACUUACCAAUGCAUUGAUAAUUCCGCACAUUACAAUCAUCUAAUGGUUGUUUUGAUAAACACUCAUCAAAGAACGUAACGACCAUCGCUCAGUCAUAUGAAACACACUAUAUUAUUUUCCAAAAAAGAAGGUACGAAUAUGCGAUUAAAGAAAUUUUACACCGUCUAUGGAAGACUUCCUGUGCAGUUUUGGUGUAUCUUUUAAACUUUCAGAGUCUUUAUCUUCAAAUAAUUUAUUGAUUUCCUGUUCAGUCGAGGUGGCAAACCGACGAGUCGUGUUUUUGGCUGUGUGCAAAGAUGCCACUCUACACCCGUGACUUGAUGUUGCUCUUAGAAAUCAUGCAUUGCGCAAUCGUGCAUAAUAGUUGAAGCAAUAAUGAUAACAUAUUAAUCUUUCCUUUUAGACUUCAGUAAAUUGUUUAAUGUACCAUCAAUACCAUAAGACUAAACGACUAAAUUCUUUUUUCGUGGUUUUGUCUCAGAUUCAUUGAUCUUGAUGUAGUGAUCGCUGUUCAGGACCAACCGCCUUCACAGCAAGACAUUAACAAGGCAUGUUUUAAUGUGGUGACGCCCACCCGAACUUACCAGUUAAUGGCGCACGAUGAGGAGGAAAAGCUAAGGUACCGUUCAUAUUAACUGUUGUAUGGAAUUCCUAGAUAUGGCCUGUUUUCGCAUUGCAGACCAUACGAGAACUGUUCCUUUCAAAUGCCACACUAUCCAUGUGCAUAUGCAUGCUUAGGGAAAGGCAAAUUCCCUUGAGAAUAUCACGUGGUCUGAAUGGGGAAAAUAAAAUAUACAAGCUAAAAGGGCCUAUUCCUUGACAGUAUGCAAGAGAUAAUCAAACCAUAGCUCCGCGAUUGCAUAGUAUUCACGGAAUGUAUGUUUUUGCCUUAAACGUUGCGUUAGAGUUGUCCUUAAUUUGGCCCCUAAGGUAAUUUUGCAAUCGCCUUGGUUUGUAUUGCCACAGUUAGUAAUAGGCCAUUUGCGAGUUCCCCCGGGCCUCUGUAUCAAAACGAGGUUAGGUGCUCAACCUUUGAUAUGGAAAUGAUUUUUCAUUCUCAUGCAAAUAAAACUCAUUUCCACAAGAAAGGUUGAGCACCUAACCUCGUUUUGAUACAGAGGCCCGAGGGAACUGGGAAAUGGCCUAUUGGUUAAAAUGUCGAGCCAUCUAUACUGUGACAUGCAUUUUCCUGCGCUUGAUUCUGAUUGGCUCAUCAUAUUGUCCGCACUUGUUACAAUUGGUUAGCAUUAUAAUUAAGCCUGAAGUCUCUCUCGAUGACACCACUGCUCACAGUGGGACCCAGGUUUGACCAAGCACAGAGCAUCUUGUGACUAAAGCUGAUAUCAUUAUACUUCGUUUUUGAACCGUUCUCUAACGUCAGUCGUUUUUCUAGGUGGAUCAAUGCUUUGGAUUAUUUACGGCACUGGAGAAAUCGUCUGUCGACUUGCAAUGAAAAAUAUUAAACUUAAGUCCUAGGAAAGGAAUUGUAGCCACCCGUGCCGAGGAUAAGAAUGGUCAACAGAUAUAAUUGAGUUAUCACAGUCGGUAAAGAAAAGAAACAAGAGGAAAGAAGCGUUGAAGCAGGGGAUGCCAACGUGAAGUUCCUUUAUUGUUCGAGGAAAGGAAGGAUUGUACAUUGUAAAAUCUUAUUCUUAUUUUUUUUU